GAGGUGAUGAUCAUUCAGAAAAUAGUGAUGGAUCUGCAUCUACAAGUGGUUGUUCCUCCUUGGUAUCUUCUCACAAAGAUAGACCUAAUUUCCUACCUAGUCCCUGCCUCAGACUACGUGAAAAUGCCUUCGAAAAUUUGCAAGGUGAAAUUAAUGAUAACAGAAAAAAUGUAACUCCACAGAAAAAUAGUUUACCAUCGAAUGUGAAUUCAAGUAGGUCACCUCUAUGGUCAAGUACAUCAAGACCAUCAGUUAAAUAUCCAAGAUCACCCUCGAUUAUACAGAGCAAUCAGCCAAGUUUCAACUUGAGCAAAUUUAUUGGUCCUUCAAAAUUAAAUCCCCUGGUUGAAAGAAAAGUAGCUUCACCCUUCUAUGAAGGGAAAACUAGUUUUGGUGGUGCAUCUUCCAACUGUAGAACAUCAUUAAGUAUUGCACCUUACCAGGUUGAAAGACCUUUGAAAAAUCACAUCAGAGUCCAAGUUAAGCAAUCAGAAGACAGCCUAGAAGGUAUGAGUUCUGCUGCUAGGAGAAUUUUACAAACACUGGAAAAAAUGUCGUCACCUGUCAUGGAUGCUAAGAAAAUUCCUAACACAAACAAAUCUCCUGUUGAUUUGUCUUUAUACCUAUCUCCACGUAAAGUACGUAGGAAUACUGUAUUAACGCCAACAAGUACAACAAAAGGGCCACCUAUAGCUGAUAUAAGCACAAUAUCUAGAUUAGCUACACUAAAAAAUCAUGGGCUCAAGAGGUGUAGAAUUUCUCCUGUGGAUAAAAUAUCUACUGAAUCUUCCAUUCUGAAUGUUGAAGAGAAAGAGCAUAGGCAAAUAAUUACAGACCAAGGGGGUUUAGCAAAUAGUUCUUUUGAUGAUGUUUCGAAGGGAGGAGGUGGAAAGAUGCGAACAAAAUUAAAUCAGCAGCAUCGCCCAUGCAAGGAAGUGUCAGAAAAUGAGGUGAAUUAUGAUGCUCCUUUGCCUAAUAUACCUUUACCAAUUUCAAAGUUGCCUACCUUCACUUUUCAUCCUGACAGUCAAGUGGACAAGACUAGUUCUGUUGCAAAAAGCAUGUCUUCCUUUGCUUAUCAACCUGAUAGACAAGUGGACAAAACCAGUUCUGUUUCCAAAGGAUUUGUGUUUUCAGAUCCGAUAGAGCUAAUGUUACCCAAUUCAGCACUGCCUGAAACAUCUGUUUCUCAAGAGGGAACCGCUCAAACAGAUCUUGUCAAAAAUGACCAGAGUGGAAAAUCUUUCAAAUUUUCAAGCCCAAUUGAACAUACAUUACCAGCACCCGAUCUACCUUCAACAGAAGCUAGUUUGCCAAAAAGCACAAAAGGCUUCAGUUUUACUGCUCCUUCAUCUACAUGGGAAUGUGGAACCUGCUGGGUUAGAAAUCCAGAGACAGAAAAUAAAUGUUUAGCUUGUGAAACAUGGAGGCCUUCAAAAGAGCCUUCUGCUGAUGUAAAGCCUUCAUGCAGUGAUCAGCCAUCCUCAAUCUUUAAAGCUACAUCAGCCAGUACAGAUAGUUUGUGUGUAGCAAAUACAUCUCAGACAUCAGUGACUUCUGGCUUUAAAUUUGGUGCAGGGAUUAAUACUUUUGUGUCUUCUGCAUCUACUAAUAAGACUACUGGGUUUAAAAUUCCUAUCAGUUCUGCAAGUUCUCAUAUAGCAUCCUUUGGAGGUUUUUCAUUAGAUUCUUGCAAAACAUCUAUUUCAGUGAGUACUACUGAAAAUAAUGUAUCGCAUUCUUCAGAGAUUGAAAAGUCUACAGCUGAAACAUGUAUUAGCGCAUCAGCAUCAAAUAAUACCAUCUCUAGUCUUACGUCGUCUAAACCUAUGACUGUUUCUACAUCUGUGAGAAAUACUGACAGUAUAAAAGAAACUCCAUCUACACAAGAGGCAAGUAGUACUGCAGAUACUUCAUCUGUGAUAACACCUGCAAAAGAAACUGAAAGCACAUUAUUAAAAGGGAAUGUUGAUAUAUCUAAUACUGCUGCAUUUAAAUCAAAUAAUAAUGUAGAAUCUGUGACACCAUUCCCAAAGGCAUUUAUUCAUAAUGAUGCAAAUCUUUGGGAGUGUGACACAUGUUUGGUAAGGAAUAGUCAAGAUAAAAUAAAGUGCAUAGCUUGUGAAACUUUGCGGCCAAGUAAAGGAAAUUCCAGUGAGAAAAAAGACCUGACAAGUUUCAAGUUCAGUUCACCAUUACAGAGCUCGCCACUGAUUUUCAAAUUUGGUAACCCCUUACCUACAUGCCAGUCUACUGAUACUAGUUCAAGUUUUAAAUUUGGUGUACCUCCAAAAACAACUGUAAGUUCAUUUUUUGGAACAUCAACUCCCAUCUCUGAUAACGUAAAUGUAUCAAAAGCUGUAGAAGCUAGCAGCAGUUCAACAGUUACAUCAGAAACACCAUCUUCAAAUACAUCUGCAGAAAACCAGAAAUCCAUUGUGACUUUCCUGCUCAGUGAAAAGAAAGAUAAUACUGAAGAAUCCAAGCAAGAAACAAUUGCUAAAGUUGUUACUGAAGCCAUCAGUAGUUCAGUUGGAAAGAGUUUGCAGACUUCAAAUGUAAGUGCAGGUGCUCUUUUUGGACAGAGUCCAACUGUAAAUGCUUUUGGUGCAGUAAGUUCAAGUACAGAAACACAAGCUAUUGCAACAUCAAGUUCAACAUCGUCUGUAUCGGCUGAACUUAAACCAUUUUCUGUUCCUGUGGUGUAUAGUUUUAGUUUACCUGUUCAACAGCAAGAUUCUAAAAAAGGAUUAUUUACAUCGCCUGCUGAGAAAUUAAGUACAGCAUUCAGUUUAUCAAAAUCACAAACUGCUAGUGGAGAUUUUCUGUCUAAAGAUGCUAAUAUUAAGGUGUCGAGUGAUCUGGGUGCUCAAAAUGCUGAUCAGGCUUCAUCAACCCCAAAAGAAAGCCUUCCUGUAAGCUCAGGAGGGUCUUCAAUUUCUUUUCAGGUACCUACUAAUUCUCAGCCUGUAACUUCGUCCUUUGGGUUACCGGUAUCAGCAGCACCAGUAUUUAAAUUUGGUGAAAAAGAUUCUUCAAAAACUGUUUCUGAACCAUCCUCAAAAUCUGGAAGUAUUUUCCAGUCUAUGAAUCCAACUCCAGCUGUUCCAACCUUUAACUUUCUUAAUACGCCUUCAAAUACUAUUGCAAGUUCUACUCCUAAGCCUACAGAAACACAAGCUACGUCAAAUAACCUUCAAUUUCAACCAAGUGUUACACAAAAUCAGGAUAUGAAGUCAGUUUCUGUUACACCUUUUUGCACAGCUGCAACAUCAAAUUCUUUUACUUUUGGGACUUCGACUGCUGCAUCUGCUUCUGCUCCUUCAGGUUUCUCGUUUUUUGGUUCAGCUGCUACUUCAGUUGCAACUGGUAACACUAGUGGAUUUAGUUUUGGAGCAUCUUCUAACACAUCUGUGGAGUCUAAGCCUGGUGGAUUCACUUUUAAAAGUUUAAGUGAUGAUAAAUCUAGCUUGGUGGCUUCUAAUGCCCCUACCUUCAAUGCUUCUACUGCAAAUACUGCUAGUUCAUCUGUUUUCAAAUUUGGUGCAUCUGCUCCUGCCUCUACUGGUGGUUUUGUUUUCGGAGUUCCUAAAAGUGAGCCUCAAAAUGUUACACCGGCUUUCAGUUUUGGUACAGGACCUGCAUCUGCCUCAAAUGAGUCAACCUUUUCAGGAUUUCAACCAAAUCAAACUGUUACUCCAAAUUUCCAGUUUGGUACUCAGACAUCUAUGAACUCUGUUAAUAAUACUCCAGCGUUUGGUGUGACCAAUACUUUUGCAUUUGGCGGCAAGAACGAUACUACCAAUCAGUUGGCUGCUCCUGCAACUCAACAACCGACUGCUUCUGCAUUCGGAUCGAUCCAGCCCGUUUUUGGAAAUGCAUCUGCUCCAUCAUUUGGAAAAGUAGAUAAACCGGCAUCUGGCGGGUUUAAUUUUGGGGCUGCUGCUUCUUCAAACCCAGUUUUCGUAUUUGGGUCAACGGAUAAAAAACCAGCUAUGACACCUGGAUUUUCAUUUGGGACUCCUACACAAUCAGAGACUCCCAACUCUUUCCAGGCUACAUUUAAUAUGAACACACCUCCUAGUUUCAAUUUCGGAGCUACAUCUACUCCAGCAGGACCUUUUCAGUUUGCGGCAAAUAGUGACAGUGCGAGUCAGGCAUCAGCAGCUCCUCGAAAGUACAGGAAAGCUCUAAGAAGAGGAUUGCGAAAACAAGAAUGAGUGUGAAAGAAGACGACAAAAUCUGUUUAUCUGUGAAGCAUUUUUAUGUGUACUGAAAGUUCACCAAGCCAUGAGGUGCCUCCUACAGAAGCUUGCAAAUGGCAUCUGAUAAAGUGUACAUUGCUGCAUGCAACUUAUAAUACAAAAUUCCUUUGUUAUCAGUUGGUAUUUUGCAAGAUCCCCAGAAAAGUUGUAAUUUGACAGUGUCAAAUUGCAAAAGGCUGAAAUAUUAUUUUCAACAUUUUGGUAGCUGAAUGAAAACUGAAAGCUGUGUCUUGAAAUUGCAAGUUUAAAUAUAGACUGUGAUGUAUAUAUAAAACGUGGCAGCCGUAAAUUUCCGGUUGUGAACCAAGUAGUGUACAUAGAUUAAUUUUGUUUUAGAUUCUGUAAAAAUGGAACUCAGGAAAAAAGAUAAGUCUUGAUUUUGACCAUUGACCUUGAAAACUUAUUUAAACUAACAUUUUGAAGAAUGAAAGUAAAGAAGCAGAACUUCAGCUACCAUCAGUAUGGGUUUGCUGCUUUUUAUGCCAGUAGUAGUAUAACAAAUAUUUCUGUUGUAGGCAUCAUCGAAGAAUAACUACUUAGUAUUUAACCCUGCAUCUUAAAUAUAUUCAUUGGAAUGCAGUUAGGGGGGUGGGGAUUUUCCUAAUUUCUGUAUUCACCAGACCUUUGAAGCUGUGUUGUGUUCAGUCUUCAUUAUCCAAAUUGGCUUAACAUUUGGAGUUUGUUGUUUUCAUAAUAGGAAUAAAGAAUUAUCAAAGUGAAAAAAUAGUGCCAUAUUUAUUCUAAAAAAUAUAUAUUUUUUUUAAAUAUUCAAGUUGUUAUUCUUUUGGUUUUUAUCUCGAUAAAAUGAAUUGAUGCUUUAUGACAUAUUAUUUAUAUUCACUUUUUAUGAUGGUAGUUUGGGCUGAAACUCCAGAUAAUUUUCUCUUUGGCAGAUAUGUAAAAAACAUUUUAAUGAAAUCUUCAUUUAAAAAAUUUUUAAAUGGAACGUUACUCAUUUUCAAUUAUGUGUGAAAUGCGUGUACUUUUUAAGUAUUUUAUUGAUGAAUAAUUUUUAGUAUUUUUACAAAUUUCAUAGUGGAGCUCUUUUCAUUUGUUUAUAAUUUAUAUGUGCUUCAUACUAAGCCUUUUACAUUUAUUAUAUAUCUUAAAAUGUCAAUCGCUGAAAAAUGUUUUCUGUUCUCUGUACAUAUUUGACUUCAGAAAUGUAAAUCUUGCAUAUUGUAUAUUUUCUUUUCUCAAGUUGUUAUAAUUGAGUGAAAGUAAAGAGUACAUGUAAAGGUGUUCUUAUACGAAAAUGAUCAACAUUUAUGUAAUAAAAAAUUUGAAAGCUUUCCAAGUGAAGACUACGUUUCAAUGUAGUUGGUUUUUAAAGAGCAUGAAAAAUCUAUUUUUGAUAAUGGGAUUGGGAGAGUUGUGGCUGUUCAAUUUUUUGUGUCAUUGUUAGGUUGAAAAUUGUAUCUAGACAUUUAGUUCACAAUAAAGUUUUUGUUUCCAAGUUAUCUCAAAA
Messenger RNA from Stegodyphus dumicola, 5733 nucleotides. RefSeq names its product nucleoporin 153 (gene Nup153). Gene Ontology annotation, molecular function: structural constituent of nuclear pore. Gene Ontology annotation, biological process: protein import into nucleus; RNA export from nucleus. Lineage: Eukaryota; Metazoa; Arthropoda; Arachnida; Araneae; Eresidae. The record is from RefSeq and is a predicted model, not a curated record. Gene Ontology annotation, cellular component: nuclear pore.